Molecule: messenger RNA, 4217 nt
Organism: Struthio camelus australis
Lineage: Eukaryota; Metazoa; Chordata; Aves; Struthioniformes; Struthionidae
Source: RefSeq, a predicted model, not a curated record
AUGGUCAUAAAUAUUACGCACAUGCACAAGAGAUCACGUGUUCUUCUUCCACUCACUUUGGAAUUGUCAGCUGAAAUAAACCAGACGGGGGCCGUGGCACGAACGCCAAGGACGCAGCCUACCGAGUCCCGCAGGUUUAAGGCCAGGUACGACUCAAGCGCACGUUGUCCCAAAAGGCACCCAACGUCAGUACUGUUGCGCCUUUUCUGGAUUUGGGGUUUUCCCUCUGGCAACACCCGCACGCUUCGACAGUACCUGAGCAACAGGUCUAAGCAGAGGCGCGAGGCGGCAGAGCGGGAAGCGCGGCGGGCGCCUCGGACAACCCGCCCGACCGGGCGCACCCCUGCAGCAAGUAACAUUGCUCGCUCCCUCGGUCCGCUGGAAGAGAGGACGGUGCGAGACCGCAGUCUGCUCCAAGUGCAAGAGCACGAGCAGCCCAUCGUGUGGAAGGUGCAGUUCAGUUUGGGGAACAGCAGUCAGCUGAGUAACCAGUGCAGGAAUUCGGUUCAGGGGAAGCUCCUCAUUACGGAUGAACUGGGCUACAUCUGCGAGAGGAAGGACCUGCUGGUCAAUGGCUGUUGCAAUGUCAAUGUGCCUAGUACAAAGCUGUACAGCUGCGACAGCUGCCUUCCCAACGGCUGUUGCAGCGUAUAUGAGUACUGUGUUUCCUGUUGCCUGCAGCCCAACAAGCAACACCUCCUGGAACGUUUCUUGAACCGGGCAGCUAUAGCUUUCCAAAACCUCUUCAUGGCCGUGGAAGACCGCUUUGAGUUGUGUCUGGCAAAAUGUAGAACUUCAUCACAGAGCGUGCAGCAUGAAAACACCUAUAGAGAUCCAAUUGCAAAGUACUGCUAUGGCGAGUAUCCCCCAGAGCUUCUGCCUGUUUGAAAGCUGCAUGAUCUAAGCAACAAGGGGAAGGAACUGGAGACUGGAAUCCAAAAGAGCAAGGCAACAGCUGUUGCUUUACAAGAGCUUCAGUGUGAAUGGUUUAUGAUAUUUUUCAGGGACAAACCCAGAACUGUACAGUGUAAGGAAGGGACUUGAAUUCUCUGGGACUGAAUCUUGCUUUCUUCAGUUAAUGUUACAUGACUGCUUUAGAGCACUAGGGGGACAUUUGAAUACUUAAAAUAUUUAUUCUACACAAAUAGCUAGCAUUUUAGGAUGCACGGAGUGGAUUUAGGCUAUAGAACACGGUAGAAUAAAAUAUUUAGUAUAGCUUUGCAGUUGUGCAUGAAGGUUCAAUUGCAUCUCUGCAGUCCAGAGACUUUCUAGAUUGACACUGAUAGUUAAGAGGAUUUUUGCUUUUAGAGGGUAAAGCAUGCUUGUUGCGCUUCUCUCUCUGGAGCACUUGCUGACAUGCAUGGUCUACACUACAUAUGUAAUUAUGAAUUAUUUAUUCAGUUUAUAUGGAUUGCUAGCUGAAAGUAUUGAUGUUUCACAUAGCUAGUUGUUGAUGCCUUUCAGUUCCUAUUUCGUUGUAUCAGGUGGGAAGGAUAUUUUACAUCCUGACCGAAAUCACUUCCCCCCUUUAAUCUCAAGGAUUCGUGCUAGGAUUCAUCACUGUAGUGAUUAUGUUCCUCCUAGGUGAGUUUAAAGCACUCAGAACUCCAAUGGAGUUGUUAUUCUGUCAAAGUCCCAUAACAUGAGAGGAGAGCAGGGUUCUGCCUAGGGUGACCCGUUUAUUGUCUGUAAUGCUUUCCUCAUUACUCUGCUCUUCUUUGAGCAAACUGUUGCAAACUUAGUCUUACAAACAACUCUCUGCUAGUCCAUUUUCUCACUGGGAGUGCUGAAGAUGUGCUUGCUUGAACUUACUCAUGUCCUGGUAAUUCUAAUGUUCUUCACUCCUGGUUGUGCAGGAAGUAAGGGGUGGAGUUAUUCUAGGAUCCCAGUUUAACAAAAUGUCCUUGCGUAAUAAGUAAUUACACGUUGUGCAAGCCCUCCAGUGAGGACAGCUGUGUCGCAGGAGUUCAGUUAAACAGCCAUGAUGUUUUGAUUUGCAGUAUGACAUACUUGCUACUCUUAAAUUUCUGUCUCGUCAGAACCGUACUAGAAGAUAGCGUUGGUUCUCCCAUCAAUUUCCUAUAGCUCUCUAAAGCUGCAGUUUAAACCUUCUCCUUCUAAAGACUAAGUGAGGCUACUCCACAGGGAGUAGAUUUUAGAGAACCUGUAGGAUAUUGACUAAAUUUGUAUUCCUCCUGAAAGUCAGUAUGUGAAGUGUCCAAGCCCUAGACAAAAUCAUGCUUUUUAAAAUAUAUAUAGAAUGCCUCAUUUCCCUUAUUUUUACCUCAGCCAUCUCUGGGCAGCCAGGGCAUGAUUCCACGAUUUUUGACUUUGUGUACGCUUGUUUAAACUGGUACUUCCUAUUGCUUGUCUGAGAUGACAACAAUCUACGGAGUCUUAAAAAAAAUGGAACGCUCUGGAGUAUCCUGGUGCAAAGAUUAUCUGAAGAAUGCUAUUGCAGGAUAUUCUCUUGUGCUUGUAAUUAAACCCGCAUGUGAUACAAACAAAAAGUAGCAUUACUAGCCAUCUGAUAAAAUCCACUUGUAUUGUUUUCAUUGUUUUUUCCCAGAAGUCGUCAAGUGAGAUAAUGGUUCUGUCAGCAGAAUCUCUCGAAAAUCUUGUUUCUCCAAAAGCUUAAAAGCCUUAGUGUUAGCAGUUUAUCCAGUCACAAACCUCUCUCCCCUUUGCUGCCAUCCUAUGGCAACUUGCUGCAGCAGACAUGAUGCACUGGGAAGUGCUGUCUUGAGAGGCUAGCAGAGGCCUCUCUCGCUUCCCUUUUCAGUGUUAAACAGAUUUCUCUCACCUGUUCCACCAUUUCAUAACUGGUUUUCUCAGAGAAGGCAGUCAGGUUGGUUUGUUAUAACAUUCUUAUGUAUUCCAGCUGUAUUCCAGCACUACUGCUGAUGAAAUCAAGGUACUGUUGGAUUACUAUCACUUUCUUUUUUUUUUCUUUUUUAUUAAUUCCUUGGCUGGUUAUACCACUGCUUGAAGCAGUGAUGGUAAGAAACCAUAAGAACUAACCUGAUUCAGAUAUCUGUGGGAGUUCCUGGCCUCUGUCCCUUCCAGAAAAAUAAGCGAUCAGAAGUGCAUUGUGACCAUUGUCCUUCUGCUGGGACAGAAACUGCAUCUUCCCUCCCUGGUUUAAAUUCUGUCUGUCCUAUAUGUUAAAUCAUUAAAAAUGUAUGUGUUCUAAAAUACUGCCUGUUCUCACGUGUGCCCUUGAACUACAAGGGAACGGUAGCAAAAUAAUAAGUUUUAAUAAUGCAAUGGAGUAGAAGGGGACAUUGAGCUUGGAUAUGUUUAAUAAAGGCAAGGCAGCGAAAGGCAAACAGGAAAUCUAUUUCAAUUCAACUUAAGAAUACGUUUCUCUUAAUGGUGCACAGAAAUACCUGUCCCUUUGCGAAACUGGAUUGAGCAGGAAAAGGAAUGUAAAUGAUUGCUUCAUUCUGUGAGAUGCAGUGAUAAAUGUCAAAUCUGCGCUUCCCUCCCUGAAGUAUCAGCCUAUUAAUACUUCUGUGUUGCUUAAGUGGCGUCCGUUCCUCUUACAAAAAAGCCUGGUGAUUCUGCCGGUAGAUUUGGUGGCCAGCAAUACAUCCUAAGAUUUCCUGAAAAACUCGUUCCGUGGAUGUUAGCAACUGUCUGACUUUUGCUUUCUAGUCCUCUGCUAAGAGAGUCAAGUUGUUGACUUGUGUUUGGCAGCAGAUUUAAUGAAAACAGUCAAUGCAGUUACUAGCUCUGUUUACCUGCACUGGGCUCAGGGCUGGGGUGGUUGAAUGGGUUAUGUACCCCUUCUUUAUUUCCUGUAGUUUGCAAGAAUCUUAAUGCUAGUGGAAAAUGAUAGCAGCUCACCUCUAACGAGGAACGGGUAUAGUAUUUGGCCAUGCCAAUUUGGAAAGAGUGACCUCUAACAGUAGGGAAGGGCAGUGAUUGCUUUGGCCAUCUCUGCCAAAUUUGAACUUGAGUCAUUGGCCUUGGCAGAGCCUGCUGUACUGCUUCCUCGGGGUGGUAUACAGCGAAUUGGGUGAAAAUGCUUCUUAACUUGAUAGGCUAGAGUUCUGAAAAGGCAAAAGCAGGUUUCUGGCUUGGGGCUGCCACUGAACAGUUGAGGAGCCGGGAUCAUGGCUGUGUUGUUCUCAGAAUCUCACAGGUUAUCUAGGCAGUUCAUUACUCAUUUCCUGUGUUCUGGCUCUAAUGUCUUAAUAAAACAUCUAACCAAU